This is a messenger RNA of Sorex fumeus (smoky shrew), 3892 nucleotides long. It is a transcript of the gene EPHA6, whose product is annotated as EPH receptor A6. Gene Ontology annotation, cellular component: membrane; neuron projection. Gene Ontology annotation, biological process: axon guidance; cell surface receptor protein tyrosine kinase signaling pathway; protein phosphorylation. Gene Ontology annotation, molecular function: protein binding; ATP binding; transmembrane-ephrin receptor activity. Lineage: Eukaryota; Metazoa; Chordata; Mammalia; Eulipotyphla; Soricidae. The record is from RefSeq and is a predicted model, not a curated record.
AUGCGACUCCGCUCGCCUCCAGCCGCCCGGAGCUCCCCGGCGCCGCGGGCAGCGUCCUCCUCCGACGCGGCGGCGCCGGCACCGGGCCAGCCUGGACCUUCGUGCCCUGCUCCCGGGGCCUCGCGCGAGGGGCGCCCCGGGACACCCCCGGAGGAGGAAGAAGAGGCGGCGGCGGAGGCGGAGGAGGAGGAAGAAGAGGUGGCCGCGGACCUCUGGCCUGGGACCAGGACCUCUGGACCUCUGACCUGGCUGCGCUGCUGUCACUUUUCUUUCACGGGGAGGACGCGAGAGCUGCCCAGAGUCAUGGGGGGCUGCGAAGUCCGGGGAUUUCUUUGCCAAUUGGGCUUCUUCUUGCCCCUGCUGACGGCGUGGCCCGGCGACUGCAGUCACGUCUCCAGUAACCAAGUUGUGUUGCUUGAUACAACAACUGUGCUGGGAGAGCUAGGAUGGAAAACAUAUCCAUUAAAUGGGUGGGAUGCCAUCACGGAAAUGGAUGAACACAAUAGGCCUAUUCAUACAUACCAGGUAUGCAAUGUAAUGGAACCAAACCAAAACAAUUGGCUUCGUACAAAUUGGAUCUCUAGAGAUGCAGCUCAGAAAAUCUAUGUGGAAAUGAAGUUCACAUUGAGAGAUUGUAAUAGCAUCCCAUGGGUCUUGGGAACUUGCAAAGAAACUUUUAAUCUGUACUAUGUAGAAUCAGAUGAAUCCCACGGAAUCAAAUUCAAACCAAGCCAGUAUACCAAGAUCGACACAAUUGCAGCGGAUGAAAGUUUUACCCAAAUGGAUUUGGGUGAUCGCAUUCUCAAACUCAACACUGAAAUUCGCGAGGUUGGACCUAUAGAAAGGAAAGGAUUUUAUCUGGCUUUUCAAGACAUUGGGGCAUGCAUUGCUUUGGUAUCUGUUCGUGUUUUCUACAAAAAGUGCCCGUUCACCGUUCGUAACUUAGCCAUGUUCCCCGACACUAUUCCAAGGGUUGACUCUUCCUCUUUGGUUGAAGUAAGAGGCUCUUGUGUGAAGAGUGCAGAAGAGCGGGACACUCCUAAACUAUAUUGUGGAGCUGACGGAGAUUGGCUGGUUCCUCUUGGAAGAUGUAUUUGCAGUACAGGAUAUGAAGAAGUUGAGGGUUCUUGCCACGCUUGUAGACCAGGAUUUUACAAAGCAUUUGCUGGGAAUACAAAAUGUUCUAAAUGCCCGCCACACAGUUUAACAUACAUGGAAGCAACUUCUAUCUGUCAGUGUGAAAAGGGUUACUUCAGAGCUGAAAAAGAUCCACCUUCUAUGGCAUGUACCAGGCCACCUUCAGCUCCUAGAAAUGUGAUUUUUAACAUCAAUGAAACAGCUCUUAUUUUGGAAUGGAGCCCACCAAGUGAUACAGGAGGGAGAAAAGAUCUCACAUACAGUGUAAUCUGUAAGAAAUGUGGCUUCGAAACUAACCAGUGUGAGGACUGUGGUGGAGGACUUCGAUUCAUCCCAAGACAUUCUGGCCUAAUCAACAGUUCUGUGAUAGUACUUGACUUUGUGUCUCACGUGAAUUACACUUUUGAAAUAGAAGCAAUGAAUGGAGUUUCUGAGCUGAGUUUUUCUCCCAAGCCAUUCACAGCUAUUACAGUGACCACGGAUCAAGAUGCACCUUCCCUAAUAGGUAUGGUAAGGAAGGACUGGGCAUCCCAAAAUAGCAUUGCCCUAUCAUGGCAAGCACCUGCUUUUUCCAGUGGAGCCAUACUGGACUACGAGAUCAAGUACUAUGAGAAAGCCUACCCACGGAUAGCGCCGGCAUUUGGGCACUACCUGCGGGUAGAAGAACAUGAUCAGCUCACCUAUUCCUCUACGAGGUCCAAGGCCCCAAGUGUCAUCAUCACAGGUCUCAAGCCAGCCACCAAGUACGUAUUUCAUAUACGAGUGAGGACUGCAACCGGAUACAGUGGCUACAGUCAGAAGUUUGAAUUUGAAACAGGGGAUGAAACUUCUGACAUGGCAGCAGAACAGGGACAGAUUCUCGUGAUAGCUACGGCAGCUGUUGGGGGAUUCACUCUCCUCGUCAUCCUUACUUUGUUCUUCUUAAUCACUGGGAGGUGCCAAUGGUACAUAAAGGCAAAAAUGAAAUCAGAAGAGAAGAGGAGAAAUCACAUGCAGAAUGGACAUUUGCGUUUUCCAGGAAUUAAAACUUACAUAGAUCCAGAUACUUAUGAAGACCCAUCCCUAGCAGUUCAUGAAUUUGCAAAAGAAAUUGAUCCCUCAAGAAUUCGCAUUGAGAGAGUCAUUGGAGCAGGUGAAUUUGGAGAAGUCUGUAGUGGGCGUUUGAAGACACCAGGGAAAAGGGAGAUCCCAGUUGCCAUAAAAACUUUGAAAGGAGGCCAUAUGGAUCGGCAAAGAAAAGAUUUUCUGCGAGAAGCUAGUAUCAUGGGUCAGUUUGACCACCCCAAUAUCAUUCGCCUAGAAGGUGUUGUCACAAAAAGAUCCUUCUCAGCCAUUGGAGUGGAGGCGUUUUGCCCGAGCUUCCUGCGGGCAGGAUUUUUAAAUAGCAUCCAGGCCCCAAAUCCAGUGCCAGGGGGAGGAUCUUUACCCCCCAGGAUUCCUGCUGGUAGACCAGUAAUGAUUGUGGUGGAGUAUAUGGAAAAUGGGUCCCUAGACUCCUUUUUACGGAAACAUGACGGCCACUUCACGGUCAUCCAGUUGGUGGGUAUGCUCCGAGGCAUUGCAUCAGGAAUGAAGUAUCUUUCUGAUAUGGGUUAUGUCCAUCGGGAUCUAGCAGCUAGGAAUAUAUUAGUCAACAGCAACCUCGUAUGCAAAGUUUCCGACUUUGGUCUUUCCCGAGUACUCGAAGAUGAUCCAGAAGCUGCUUAUACGACAACUGGUGGGAAAAUUCCCAUCAGAUGGACAGCCCCAGAAGCCAUUGCCUACAGAAAGUUCUCCUCAGCAAGCGAUGCAUGGAGCUAUGGCAUUGUCAUGUGGGAGGUCAUGUCUUACGGAGAGAGACCUUAUUGGGAAAUGUCAAACCAAGAUGUCAUUCUGUCCAUUGAAGAAGGGUAUAGACUUCCAGCUCCCAUGGGCUGUCCAGCGUCUCUACAUCAGCUGAUGCUCCAUUGCUGGCAGAAAGAGAGAAAUCACAGACCGAAAUUUACUGACAUUGUCAGCUUCCUUGACAAACUGAUCCGCAAUCCCAGUGCCCUUCACACCCUGGUGGAGGACAUCCUUGUGGUGAACGGACUCCACAGCCAGUGCCCAUCCACAGAGCUCUCCAACUGCUCCAUGGCCGUCGAAGCGGGCAGAAUGCCAGAAUCCCCUGGUGAAGUUCCUGAGUAUCCCUUGUUUGUCACUGUUGGUGACUGGCUGGAUUCCAUAAAGAUGGGGCAAUAUAAGAAUAACUUCUUGGCAGCAGGGUUUACAACUUUUGACUUGAUUUCAAGAAUGAGCAUUGAUGACAUUAGAAGAAUUGGAGUCAUACUCAUUGGACACCAGAGACGAAUAGUGAGCAGUAUACAGACUUUACGUUUACACAUGAUGCACAUACAGGAGAAAGGAUUUCAUGUAUGAAAGAACUACAAGUACCUGUGUCUUGUGCCUCAGCAUUUCUAAAAUGAAAGAUAUCCUCUCUACUACCCUUUCUUCAGAUUUUUCAGACAUCACUUCACAAACUGCAAUCUCCUGUCCUUCAGACUAUGGGCACACACCUUUUGUUUAUGCUUCCAACCUGAAUUUUAAAAUCAUGCUUUAUAUUUCCUCUCUGAAUGAUGUAGGGGGAACAAAGACCCUGGCCCAGUGCAGAUUAUUACUGCACAAUGGUAAAUAACUCAGCAUGGAUGUGUAACUUUAUAUAACGGUCUUUGGGAAGCGUUCACAGAUUUGACCCAGAGGAAUUUGCCCAAGUAUAGCAUCUUUGACUUCAGAAUAU